UGAGCUGGAAUAAUGCCUUCAUGGUGGAGUAGGACCUCCUGGUUGGCAGUGUUGUUUGGUGCUGCGCUGGUUGUUCUUACUGCCGCUAGUGCUGGACCGAACCAGGACCGGAGGCAGGACGGGCCGUCUUCAUGCUAUGGAAGCUUUGAUCUCUACUUUGUUUUGGACAAAUCUGGGAGUGUGCAGCAUCACUGGACAGAAAUCUACAACUUUGUUGAACAUCUAGCUCAAAAAUUCAUAAGUCCAGAGUUGCGGAUGUCCUUCAUUGUGUUCUCCACUGAGGGACGGAUCCUGAUGCGCCUGACAGAAGACAGGGAUCUCAUUCGUAGAGGUCUGGAGGAGCUGUACAACGUUCGUCCAGGAGGAGACACCUUCAUGCACGAAGGCAUCCUGAGGGCCAGUGAGCAGAUAUAUUAUGGAAACACUGAAGGUUAUCGCACUGCCAGUGUGAUCAUAGCUCUGACAGAUGGAGAGCUGCACGGGGAUCUUUUCUACUACGCUGAGAGAGAGGCGAACCGUUCUCGAAGCCUGGGUGCCUCGGUUUACUGCGUGGGGGUGAAGGACUUCAAUGAGACGCAGCUGGCAAAUAUUGCUGACAGCAAGGAUCAUGUCUUCCCCGUAAAUGAUGGAUUUGAAGCCUUGCAAGGGGUGAUCGACUCGAUCCUGAAGAAGUCGUGUAUUGAGAUCCUGGCUGCAGAGCCCUCUAGUAUCUGUGCAGGAGAGUCUUUCCAAGUAGUGGUGAGAGGAAAUGGGUUUCUACACGCCAGCAACGUGGAUAAGGUCCGGUGCAGCUUCCGCAUCAACGACACCCUUACUAAGAUGGUGAAGCCCUUGAUUGUGGAAGAUACAUAUCUUCUCUGCACUGCACCAGUACUUCAAGAUGAGGGAAUGGCAGCAAACCUUUAUGUCAGUAUGAACGAAGGUCUCAGUUUCAUCUCCAGUUCGGUCACCAUUACCACUGUGGGCUGUUCUGAUGGGACCAUCCUGGCCAUAGCGCUGCUCAUCCUGAUGCUGCUCCUGGUCCUGGCUCUCCUCUGGUGGUUCUGGCCUCUCUGCUGCACUGUGAUCAUCCACGAACCCCCGCCUCCUGCGGAGGAGGAGAGUUCGGAUGAUGAAGACUUUGAAGGCCCUAAGAAGAAAUGGCCGACGGUGGAUGCAUCCUACUACGGAGGAAGAGGAGUAGGGGGAAUUAAAAGGAUGGAGGUCCGCUGGGGGGAGAAAGGGUCCACCGAAGAAGGAGCAAAGCUGGAAAAGGCCAAAAAUGCGAAAGUGAAGAUGCCUGAUCAGGAGUAUGUGGACGCACCGACGCGGGUCCUCAACAACGGCAUGCAGAAACCCCCCGGGCCCAGGAAGUGGUACUCACCCAUCCAGAGCAAACUGGAUGCAUUGUGGGUGCUUUUAAGAAAAGGCUACGACCGUGUGUCUGUAAUGAGACCUCAUCCGGGUGACAAGGGCAGAUGCAUGAACUUCACCCGCAUGAAGUCUCCCUCUCCUGCCUACCGAGACUACAACCAGCACCCAUCUCCCAUCUACAACCCUCCCAAAAGCCCCCCUCCCCCGCAGGGCACCCUCCCUCCGAGCCCCAGCAGCCCCCCGUCAUCUCCAUCGUUCUCCAGCCUCCCACUGUUGCCUCCCACCCCUCCUCCCACCUGCUCCCCUCCCAACACGCCUCCCCCCUACACGCCACCUCCUACCCGGGCUCUUCCUCUGACCAACCUGUACAUACCUGACCCUCCAGCUCUUCCUCCCACCCCCCCACCCUCCGCCUCGCCCACUGGUUCCCUGCCUCCUCUUCCUCAGGCACUUCCUCCGGGACGCGCCCCUCCACCUGCCCGUCCUCCACCUCGCCCCGGCCUGUAAAGCUCUGGGAGCAGAGGGUGGAGAAUUUUAAAGUAUUUUAUAAAUGAUAUUGAGUCCCCUCAACAAUCAGCACAUGACCACCCUUGAUUGUACCUGCGAGGACCUGUGAGCGCGGGCUUUUGCCUUCCUGCCUUGUGAAGUUGAAGCAGUGAGGACUUGUUUUCAGCUGUUUGUCUACAGCGUACACACGAAGACUAACAGUGCAAUUUCUGAUGCUUGAAUUACACAGACAUUCCCUAAAAAUGAGGUCAUGCAGGCCGGCUGAAAGACAUUUGGUUCAUGGUCCUCGGAGCUGCUGCAGGCCCUGUUGUCCCCUGCAUGCGCACGCACGAUUGGACGAAUCCUGAACAAGCAGAGGAACAACAGCUUGAACUGAAGCCUCUGUACAAGGAGGAAAUUAUGUUCAAAAUGAUCAUUACACUAAAGUAUGUGUCUAUAACAUUUCCUGAUAAGAGAUAAGAGACUCAAGUUGCAAAUGUUCCAGAUACAACACAUUUAGGAUGACUUAGAAGAUUCUGAAAACACACAUUUUUGUACUCUUGAAUGUUGAGCGAUUGCAUGCAAUAAUGUUUAAGUUGUUCUUUUUAUAACAUGUCUACCUUGUUUUAUACAACAUAAAUGCAUUUUUGUUGUUGUUUUUAAUUGUCGAGUAGACAUAUUUUUGAGGUUAGCAAAAAUGCUGUUCAGCGUAUUGAAACAGCAAUGCAACCUAUUUUUAUGCCAUAGUAAACAUUGUGGGUCACAUCUGGGCCUUUUUUGUGCUCAUCAUCAGAGUAAAGAAUGAUUUAAAUUAACCUUACCAAGAUGAUUGUGAUCGCUGCAUAUGCUCCACCUAUUAUGUGGAUAAAGAGUCAGGGAAAAGCUGUGCAUUAUCUUCCACACAUGGCCUCUAGCAAAAGGUUUUAUCUAAACAAUACUUUUGAUAUAACCAUGUGUUUAGAUAUAGAUGCUUGCGUGUGUGUCAAAUAGAAAGAGUCUACUUUACAUAUUGUGACAGCCAUUUUAAUUCACUUAAACAGAAUCAUCUGUUUUCUUGCACAAGGUGCUUUUAGUUCCUCCAAGCAUGGAACAUGAUGUUAGCAAUGCCGUCUCAUGGGCCAUACAAAGUCAAGUUUAGAUUAAAUAAAAGUUGAUAUAAGAUCAGAGGAGUUUCUGCUAAAUUAAGUGCAGAUUGCAAUGGCCUGCUCCUCAGAGUCUUGAAUGUCACGGCAAAACUCAAAGGAACGUUUUCUAAUUUCCAGCGAUACAGUCGAAUACUUUGUUUGUCUCCUUCAAAAUGAAAGUAAACAAUUUAAAUGUA
Messenger RNA from Gymnodraco acuticeps, 3160 nucleotides. RefSeq names its product ANTXR cell adhesion molecule 1a (gene antxr1a). The record is from RefSeq and is a predicted model, not a curated record. NCBI's taxonomy places the organism in Eukaryota, Metazoa, Chordata, Actinopteri, Perciformes, Bathydraconidae. Gene Ontology annotation, cellular component: membrane. Gene Ontology annotation, molecular function: signaling receptor activity. The transcript has 18 exons. The coding region runs from base 13 to 1860 and encodes 615 amino acids.